This is a messenger RNA of Entamoeba invadens IP1, 384 nucleotides long. RefSeq lists its product as hypothetical. The annotation marks the transcript as partial. The record is from RefSeq and is a predicted model, not a curated record. The transcript is spliced from 3 exons. NCBI's taxonomy places the organism in Eukaryota, Evosea, Mastigamoebida, Endamoebidae.
UUUGAACAUUUAAUUAAAUCAUCGUCAGAAUUCGAAGAAACAAUAAGAAAAUCUCAAUUGAUAAUUACUUUUUCCAAAUAUGUACUCGACUCAAUCUUCCCAAGCAAGUUGAAGUCUGAAGUUUUUACAUAUCCUAUUCAAACAAUUGAAGAAAGACAACAAGUUCAUUGUCCACACUUGUUGAAAACACUUGUGACUUCCUUUUGUCUCUAUCCCAAGUGUCAAUGGCAACAUCAUCAAACAACAAGACUUCUUCUGUUGCCUUCCACUAGUUCUUGUCAAAAAAUCAGCUUGCACAGCGAUACCAUAAGCAACAGCUUCGUCUGGGUUGAUGAUUUUUGGGGAGAAAGUCACACCAUAAUUCUUUUUGAUUCUUUUUACUAA